CGGGAAGAAAUGGAGAACAGUAUCUUUUAGGGGACUGGGAGAAGUUAGUUGAAAGGUUCUCAAACAGGACACCCACAGGCACAAGAGAAUACAUGAGCACAGAUGGAUGGGUAGAUAUGGUGUGGGGUGACAGAUGGCUCCCAACUUUGUCAUCAAAACAGGGUAAGUCUACAAAGUAAGGAAAAACAAACACAGCCUUGAGAUACCCAGUGCAAGUUCCAGGAGAAGCCACUUAGAAGUUAGGGUGGUAGUCCCCAGUGAGCCCAGCACAAGACAUGGAGCAAAGACUGUGUGUUGGGGGGAGGGGGGAGAAACAGCUUCCUUUGAGGGUUUGUGUCCCCAGAGAAACAAACGUCACUUGUUCUCGUUCUAGCCCUAAAGGGCCUUGAAUGCCAGGCCCAGGAACCUCAGUGUUUAUUGUUGGGUUCCACCGUAUUCCGUUCUGUCUCGUUGCCAGGCGGUACAUUCCAGUGCGGCUAUCAACUCCAGCCCCGCCCGUGCACCUGAGCACCAAUGGCCUUCUACAGGAAGUUGAGGAUCUUUACUUUUUGUGGUCAGAUUUGCAAACGGACCUGUCGGUUCUUCGGGAAGCUGCGCAAGCGCCUCGGGGGGCUCUGGAGAACUGUUAAGAGAUGUUUUACUAAGACCCAGGAGGUAGAGCAGCAAAUGUCUGCAACUGAAAGCAUUUUUCACAGAGAGAAAAUUGUGGAGCUUGGCAACACACUGAAGAAUACACGUCUAUCCCUUGAGAAAAGAGCUUUGGCUGCCCAGAAAAUUGGACUACUGGCCUUCACAGGAGGCCUGAGUGCUGCCCAGUUCGCCAGCGAGUACAUGAAAGAAGUUGCUUCCUUGCUGCUGAAUGAAAAAGUGAUGUCGUCGAAGACGAAGAUCCUGCUGCUCCAAAGCGUGGCGUGCUGGUGCUACUUAAACCCUGCCAGCCAGAAGAGAGCCAGGCAACUGCAGUUCAUUCCCAUCUUUAUCACUUUCUUCGAGACUCCCUUCCACUCCACCAUCAAGAGUGAAGUAAACAGUCACCGCCUCGUGCAGUUUUGGAUAUGCUAUGCUCUCUCUGCCAUGACCUGUAACAAUUUAGCCAUCAUGAAGGAGCUGCGGUCUUACGGUUCUCUAAAAUACCACCUGCAGAUAUUGGCCAUGGAGAACUGGUCUGGGUGGUCUGAAAAUUUUGCCGAGGUCUUAUACUUCCUAGUAGGUUUUCACAGGAAUUAAUUCAUUUUCAGUCUAGUUGCAUGAUUCAGCUAUCUGUGCCAUCGCAUUACCCUGGAAACUUGCAAUAAAGAA
Messenger RNA from Myodes glareolus (Bank vole), 1299 nucleotides. It is a transcript of the gene Armh2, whose product is annotated as armadillo like helical domain containing 2. The record is from RefSeq and is a predicted model, not a curated record. NCBI's taxonomy places the organism in Eukaryota, Metazoa, Chordata, Mammalia, Rodentia, Cricetidae.